AUGACCGAAGUCAUCCAAGCGAUAUUCAUCCGUGAGACCGAAACACGAAGCCACCCAAAACCACAUACCGUCUACCAAGUCCAAGUCCAUGCCGCCGUACGCAACUGGAUCAUUUGGAAACGGUAUUCCGAAUUCGCCAAGCUCAACUCGACCCUCACCGCCCUAUUCCCCAAACAUCCACCACCCGUCCCAUUACCUGGAAAAUCCAUCUUUCCAUCCACAUUCUCCAGCCUUGACAAAAUUCAAGAACGGCGUCGUGGACUGGAAGACUAUCUGCGCGGCAUUCUGAGCAGUCGGGAUGACCGAUGGCGACAAACGGACGCAUGGCGAGAGUUUUUGGGCGUACCGUCUGGACGGCCAUUGGACGCAACGACAAUGUACACCUCGGAAAAUUGGCUUGACGAGUAUAACGAAAUGACCAGCACUGCACGUGAAAUUCGAUCCUUGAUUAACAAACGGGGUGCGCAUGCUGCACGCAAUGAAAUUUCGGCUUCGCAUAACUGUACAAUGCAAGCGAAAAAGUUACUAUUGUUGCUUUCGACUCGGUUAUCGAAUCUAGAGUCUGGAUUGUCCGGGUUGGCCAUGGGGACCGGGAUUGGCGGCGAAGGGUCCAUGGCCGAAGGAGAGUUGCGACGACGUCAAGAUAUGUUAUAUACCCUCAAGAACGAGAAAGAUACGUUACUCAAACUCGUGAAUACCGCGACAACAUCAUUUCAACGGCCACAACAACAACAACGGCAACAAUCACAACGUGGAACCAAUGGACGCGCAUUUGGAGCUCAAGCAAAGGCACUGAUGAACGAAACAGAAGAAACACGAGGGCUUGAUAACGAAGGUUUGAUGCAAUACCAGCAACAAGUGAUGCAGGAUCAGGAUCAACAGGUUGAACAAUUCAGCGCCAUCUUGGCCCGACAACGACAGCUUGGAUUGGCGAUUGGGGACGAACUUGAAACACAGAACGAAGUACUUGAUGAGCUGGAUACUGGCGUAGAUCGCACCAAUGUUAAACUCAAAUUUGCAAAGAAAAAGUUGGGAGCUAUCAAAUAA
Molecule: messenger RNA, 1047 nt
Organism: Zychaea mexicana
Lineage: Eukaryota; Fungi; Mucoromycota; Mucoromycetes; Mucorales; Lichtheimiaceae
Product: PX domain-containing protein
Exons: 2
Coding region: 1-1047 (348 amino acids)
Biological process (GO): vesicle-mediated transport
Cellular component (GO): membrane; intracellular membrane-bounded organelle
Molecular function (GO): phosphatidylinositol binding
Source: RefSeq, a predicted model, not a curated record